AUGAGCAUCAGCUCCCGUCAAUUUGAAUCUAGUACUUUCAAAGAUCCCGGUAUAGCGCAUACAGUUGAGUAUGAAGCGAGUUCUAGUAAUGACCAAGUAAGUCAUUCCAGCCCUCAGGAUAACACAGCUAUGAGGGAGACAAAGUUGGAUGAGCAUAAUGCAAUGCUUACAAAAAUCCGCAUUAUAAGACAUGUAGCAGCCAAAAGUAUUGGCACAGAAAUUCCAUUCUUUGAGGCAGCUGACCAAUCAUCCGAUAUUUGUCGGAGUUUAGGCAUAGAUGAAGCUUUUAGUGUUGGGCGUUCUGACAUCAACGAUUCGAAAAGUAUUACAUCGGGUACCACUAACGAGCGCAGUGCAUUCAAUCCGGAAAUGAAAAUGCCUGUACUCAGAAGUAACGCAUUACAUGAGGAACGUUCAAUCGGAAUCAAUGCCAUGACUUUUACCAUUAAAAUUUUGGAUACAUCUGAAGCCGUGAAAACACAUGGUGAGACUUAUGCACUGGGAACCCCCAUUCCUCUGUUUGACGACACGGCGCCUCUAUCUGAAAUAGGGCGCAAUCUUGGUAUCGAUGAAUGUUUGAAGUAG
Messenger RNA from Lodderomyces orthopsilosis Co 90-125, 585 nucleotides. RefSeq lists its product as uncharacterized. The record is from RefSeq and is a predicted model, not a curated record. The transcript has a single exon. Bases 1 to 585 code for a protein of 194 amino acids. Lineage: Eukaryota; Fungi; Ascomycota; Pichiomycetes; Serinales; Debaryomycetaceae.